AAAUGUAAACAUGAAUACACAUUUAAAGGCUCAAAUCAUUUUUUAUUAUAAUUUUCUUUGCCAUUCUGUUGACCUCAAUAUCUGCUUCGCUUUAUAUUCGUCGCUUUACCCUCAACCUCUUUUGUCCCAGUCGGGAUCCUGCAGGAUGAUGACGCUGAGUAUUUCCAGCGAUCUGAUUGGUCAGUAGUUGGACUUUUGACUGCUUUUGAUCUGUCGCCUCUUCUCUUCACCUGCUCACGAGCACCUUCGUCCGCUCGGCACAGGUUACCAUGGUGAUGACGAAGAGGAGCAGGACUUCCACCUGAAGUGACCUCGACAACCGCGUUGUUGUGGAGCCGAGUCUUCAGAGUAGACGAGGAGCCGAUGUCUGUCCUCAGUGACCCCGACUGAGUUCACCAACUAACCUCAGCAGUUUCCAGCACUCGAGACGAAGCAGCCAGUGUGACCAGUAUGGCCGCUGCCAACGCCACCAAGAUCUCAUGGAGGCUGCAAGAGUUCGAGGCUCACUCCAGCAGCGUUUCCUGUUUGGCCCUGGGUAAGAACUCUGGCCGCCUGCUGGCCACCGGCGGAGAGGACUGCCGCGUGAACAUCUGGGCUGUGAGCAAAGCCAACUGCAUCAUGAGUCUGACUGGUCACAAGAGCCCAGUGGAGUGUGUCCAGUUCAACACGUCGGAGGAGCAGGUCGUCGCUGGUUCACAGUCUGGAUCAAUACGAGUCUGGGACCUGGAGGCGGCAAAGAUUUUAAGGACUCUGAUGGGACAUAAAUCCAACAUCACCAGUCUGGGCUUCCAUCCGUUCGGAGAUCUCCUUGCCUCAAGCUCCAUGGACACAAACAUCAAGCUGUGGGACGUCAGGAGGAAAGGAUACGUGUUCAGGGUCAAGGGUCACACUCAGGCCGUGAGGAGUCUGGCCUUCAGUCCCGACGGGAGGUGGUUGGCUUCAGCCAGCGACGACUCCACCAUCAAGCUGUGGGACCUGGCUCAGGGGAAGACGAUCACAGAGUUCAAGUCUCACACCGCCGCCGUCAACAUCGUCCAGUUCCAUCCCAACGAGUACCUGCUGGCGUCGGGCAGCUGCGACAGAACCAUCAAGUUGUGGGAUCUGGAGAAGUUCACCAUGAUCAGCUCGUUGGAGGGAGACACGUCACCCGUCAGGUGUGCGUUCUUCAGUCCGGACGGCGGCUGUCUGUUCAGCGGAGCCACCGACACUCUGCGGGUGUUCGGUUGGGAGCCGGACCGCUGCUUCGACACGGUGCCGGUGGGAUGGGGCAAAGUGUCGGACCUCGCCGUCUGCAACCAGCAGCUGAUCGGCGUCUCCCACCAGCUCUCCAGCGUGUCGUCGUACGUCGUCGACCUGAAGAGGGUAAAGAAGAGCGGUGGCUCCGUAAUCCAGGGAAUCGUCCGGGACAACGAGCCGCUCGCUGAGCCCAAGGAUCCGCGAGGAGCCGCCCUGCGAAAGAGCUACGCCCGACCCUCGACCACCUGCAGCUCGCAGAGGGUGAAGCAGAGGUCGGAGUCUGAGAGGCGGAGCCCCGAGGGCGAGAGGCGGAGCCCCAGCGAGGACGAGGGAGACGAGAAGUUGUCGUCGGCGGAGAUCCACAACCCCGAGGACUUCAAGGAAAUCUUCCAGCCCAAGAACGCCAUCUCUCGGACGCCUCCCAAGAUGUCGGAGCCUUUUCCUGCUCCGCCAGAAGACGAGAUCAUACUGGCGAUCGGCCGUCAGCUGCAGGACAUGACGUGUCCGUUUCCCGACAAGCAGCAGGCUCCGCCCCUCGCCUCCUCCACUCCCGUCCAGAGGGUGGAGCCCACCGUGGUCUCCUCAGCCGUGGGUCCCGCCUCCUCCUCCUCCAACCCGCCCGCCUCCCGCCCGCCGCCACCUCCUCAGCCUCCCGUCACCACGGCGAGGACCAGACCUCCACCCAAAAUCAUCCUGAGCACCAGGAACGAGCCCAUCGGCCUGAACGUGGCCGACUUCCUGCCGCCGUCGGCCAACAGCCGCCCGGCGGCGCUGAGCGACGAGGACGAGCUGUCGCAGAUCAAGAAGGGUCACGCCACCAUGUGCGUGAUGCUGAGCAGCCGACGCAAGAACCUGGAGACGGUGCGGAUGGCGUGGGCUCGAGAGGACGCCAAGAACGCUCUGGACAUCGCCGUCUCCAUGAGCGACCUGUCGAUCGUCGUGGACAUUCUCAACAUCCUCAACCUCCAACCGUCUUUGUGGAAACUCGACCUCUGUACGACGGUUCUGCCUCAGAUCGACAAACUGCUGCAGAGUAAAUACGAGAGCUACAUGCAGACCGGCUGCACGUCGCUGAAGCUCAUCAUGAAACACUUCUGGACGCUGAUCUCCGACACGCUGAGGGCGACGCCGUCGGUCGGAGUCGACAUCACGCGAGAGGAGCGACACCUGAAGUGCAGAACCUGCUGCAAGCAGCUGAAGAACCUCAGCAACAUCGUGAAGAACAAGGCGUCGCAGGUCGGGCGCCACGGCAGCGCCUUCAAGGAGCUGCAGCUGCUCAUGGCGCCGCUCGACGACGCGGUCUGAGGAUCGACGACGACGCGCCGCCCGAGAGAUUCCUGAUCCGUUUCCUGGAGUCACCGAUCCCGCAGAGUCGUCGGGAACAGGAAGAAGAAGAAACGUGAUGAUGAUGAUGAUGAAGAUUAUUGAAAUUAUUAUUUAAAGAUGUUAGUCUUCGUCAUAGCGACACUUCCAGGAAGUCCCUUCGUCUUCCUCAGAAUCAGAGAAGAAGAAGAACGUGAUCGACCUGCUGAAAACUGAGUGGUUCAACUUCCACCAGACGGAAAAAAACUCACCAAGAAACAACUGUGGAUUAUUUAUAACAUGAAAAUAAAAACUGACUCCACUUUGAGAAAAGUGACACGUAAGUUGAAGCACGUCGUUAGUGAAGAUGUGCUUAGCAUGACGACUGGUAACGAAGUCAACAGCCACCUUGACGCUAGCUGUUCAGUCUUUAAUGCUAAGCUAAGCUAAUUGGCUGUAGUUUCAUAUUUAGCGAACAGACGCGAGGAGUGUUAUCAAUCUUCUCAUCUAUCAUUUAUCUAUCGUCAGAAGCAAAAUAAGUUUAUCCUCAAAUUGUCGACCAGCGGUCGCGUUCACUGGAUCUGGUAAACCAAGAUGGCGGAAGGCGUCGGCCUCGUUCGGUGCCUCCGUCCAGACAGAAGCAGAGGAUCAUGGGACGUCGGUGAUUCACCGUCGACUGACAUUAAUCAUCGGUCAGAGAACUGAGGUCAUGUGAUCAGGAGGAACAAACUCUUCACGUGAAGUUUCUGAUGAUGUCACCAUAUUUUCACUUUUUCAGACACUGAUGUUUUAACUGUAUUGUUGAGGAUCGUUAUUUAAAUAAAGUCGCACAAGUUUGGAUUAAA
Messenger RNA from Scophthalmus maximus (turbot), 3383 nucleotides. It is a transcript of the gene katnb1, whose product is annotated as katanin p80 (WD repeat containing) subunit B 1. NCBI's taxonomy places the organism in Eukaryota, Metazoa, Chordata, Actinopteri, Pleuronectiformes, Scophthalmidae. The transcript is spliced from 20 exons. Gene Ontology annotation, biological process: microtubule severing; microtubule depolymerization. Bases 451 to 2541 code for a protein of 696 amino acids. Gene Ontology annotation, cellular component: katanin complex. The record is from RefSeq and is a predicted model, not a curated record. Gene Ontology annotation, molecular function: microtubule binding.